AUGUCCCUGCUGUCCGACACUGUUCUUGCAGGAGGCAGUACCAGGCUGCAUAUAGCCGGACGAGGCCAGAAGAGCGCACAGGAAGUCCUCAGGAAGAGCAAGAGUCAUGGCAGCUUCCUUACACCUCUCGUCCAGCUGGUGAGAGACCCAGCAGGGACCCUCGGUAGCGCUAUCGGCAACUAUAAUGUGCCUGAUACGGAUGCGGCUGCAUCGGAAGCCCAUCGCAGACAAAUCCUGUACCUGCGCAUGAAAGACGCCGAAUCCUACGACGAAUGGAAAGCCGCAGCGACCGAGUUGGACGUGCUGGAAGGAAACGAGGCCUGGAAAGAGCAACAUGACUCACCAGAGUAUGACGCGGCGCUGGUCGCUGCUCGUUUGAGAGAGCUGGACCAUGCACGCCUCGACUGCGAUGUGAGGAGGAUGCUUUUUCUGAUACGGACCACGCUCACACGCGGAUUGGGCGACAUGGGCCAAUUGCGCUUGUACAAGCACUCGCACAUCGGGACCAAGAGACUGAUCGAGAGAUACAUUGAUUCGGCACAACAGACCAUGGCAGCCUUAUUGGACGUAUCGGCUAAGCAGGGAGAUCAGUGUCCCGUCGAACCGCGACGACUCGUAGAGCAGCUGCUUCAAACACGCCAGUCCUUUGGGCGUAGCGCAUUGCUGCUGUCAGGAGGUGGCACCUUUGGCAUGAACCACAUUGGCGUCGUCAAGUGCCUCUGGGAAGCCCGUCUACUCCCGCGCAUAAUCUCUGGAGCAUCUGCCGGGAGUAUCGUUAGCGCAGUAUUAUGUACCAAGACCGACGAAGAAAUCCCCGACGUAUUGCACGAGUUCUGCUACGGAGACCUGAACGUCUUCGACAAUCCUAGCGAAUCCGACACUGUGAUACACAAGGCCGUGCGCAUGUUGAAGUCAGGCGUUCUUUUCGAUAUAUCUCAUCUGAUGAGAGUUAUGCGGGGACUACUUGGAGACAUUACUUUCCAAGAAGCAUACAAUCGGACUCGACGCAUCUUGAACAUACCCGUGUCGACCUCCUCCUUAUACGAGCUACCCAGACUCUUAAACUACAUCACGGCUCCUAAUGUCAUGAUUUGGUCUGCAGUAUGUACUUCGUGCUCUGUUCCACUGGUUUAUAAGAAGGCAUCACUUCUUGCCAAAGACCCAAAGACUGGCAGGGAGGUGCCUUGGGAUCCAAAUCCUGACACGACUUGGAUCGACGGCUCCGUAGAUAACGACUUACCAAUGACACGCCUAGCCGAACUCUUCAACGUCAAUCACUUCAUUGUCUCCCAAGUCAACCCGCAUGUGGUACCGUUCCUCGCCAAAGAGGAAGAGAUUGUGGCCGCAGAAGCACAUCAGGGUACUACAGUUCCUGCAGGACCCAGCUGGCUGAGCACUGCGGCAAGCCUUGCUAGAGGGGAAGUGUUGCAUCGUCUGCAGGGGUUUGCUGAUAUUGGCUUCCUUCCAAAUAUUGUGACCAAAGCAAGGUCCGUCCUUAGCCAGCGCUAUUCUGGUGACAUCAACAUAUUCCCGAAGAUAUCGUAUGCAGAUUUCCCGAGAGUUCUGAGUAAUCCCACUACGGAAUAUAUGAUUGGAUGCAUGCUCACGGGACAACGGGCCACAUGGCCUAAACUUUCUAGGAUACAGAAUCAUGUUGCGAUCGAACUUGCUCUGGAUGACACAAUCCAGAAGCUACGAGCGCGUGUUGUCUUCUUCACUCCGAGCCAAGUAGAUCUGCGUCUCAACAACCUUGGCAGGCCACUAUCUCAUGGAAACGACCUUGCGCCUGUGCAUCGAACGAAAUCGGUACACAAAAUUACCCGUUUCAAACUCAAGACCGAGCCACCCAGUCCAAUUCUUCGGAAGUCGGCACCAACAAGCCCUCUUUUAUCAAGAGCCACCCUAAGGUCGCCAUUUCAAACCACCCCCAAGCAACACUACAAAUCAGACGCCUCGAAGCCUAGGUCCUCUGGAGCCUUGACCAUUGAUGCAAGCUCUCUAGAUGUCAUAUCGUCAUCUGCCAAUGAUUCGUCUGACCAAGACUACUUCGCGGAUCCAGAAUCGGACACCACGGAUGUCCUGUCCUCGCCUUCCCCCCCUACUUCGCCUUCUGUUCAAGGCCUUACCCUAUGGCCAUCAGUACGCCAAACACCUAUGAUUGCUGCUCCACAUCCUACUACCACAUACCCUGCUACACCUGCCGUUACCACCGCCAUCGAUCGUCGCACUGGCACCUUGCUCAACCUGGCCAUGACCUCAGCCACUGGCACCUCGCCAAGCUCACCAGAGCGGCGCUAUAAGCGACUAUUCCACCCGGACGGACCCAUCACGCCGGAACCAAACUCGGGCGCUUCGCGAUUGGAGCUGAGAGACAUAUCAACGCCUCCCCACACGGAAACAAAGUCGAACAGCAGGCCUGGCAGCAGGCGCGGCAGUGGGGGUGGCAACGGCUCUACUCUUGGCCUCACCCUCGACCAUUCGGGUACCAGGGGUAUGCUGUUGAGGAAAAAGAGUUAUAAGCAAAUGACUCCCGACGAUCCGAUGGAAUAA
Messenger RNA from Cucurbitaria berberidis CBS 394.84, 2550 nucleotides. RefSeq names its product triacylglycerol lipase. The coding region runs from base 1 to 2550 and encodes 849 amino acids. Gene Ontology annotation, biological process: lipid metabolic process. The record is from RefSeq and is a predicted model, not a curated record. Gene Ontology annotation, molecular function: triacylglycerol lipase activity. The transcript has 3 exons. Lineage: Eukaryota; Fungi; Ascomycota; Dothideomycetes; Pleosporales; Cucurbitariaceae.